Molecule: messenger RNA, 2738 nt
Organism: Myiozetetes cayanensis
Lineage: Eukaryota; Metazoa; Chordata; Aves; Passeriformes; Tyrannidae
Gene: SLC35B3
Product: solute carrier family 35 member B3
Exons: 12
Coding region: 457-1566 (369 amino acids)
Biological process (GO): transmembrane transport
Cellular component (GO): Golgi membrane; endoplasmic reticulum membrane
Molecular function (GO): 3'-phosphoadenosine 5'-phosphosulfate transmembrane transporter activity
Source: RefSeq, a predicted model, not a curated record
GGGCGCUGGAGCAGGGAGCGAUCCCGGCGGGAGCCAGGCAGGCAGGCAGGCAGGGCGCCACGGGCUGGCGGAGGGCGGCUGGCCGGGGCCGCCCUGCCCCUCCUCGCCUGCCGGACAGAUGUGCCUUUUCGUCCCUGUUACCCGGGAGCAUCCCUGUUGCGGUGCCCGCUGCUGUCCUGCCACCGAGCGUCUCUGGCGGUGUUUCCAGAGGAAAUGGAUCAUGGCCAAGGCCAACGUGGAACUUCCUUGCGUGGCCCAGGCGGGCAGUUUUCCUGAGUGUGCUGAGGUGCUAGAUUCUGACAAAAUUAUGUUUUCAACUGAUGUUUUUCAAGGCUGUUCUAGAAUGCAGAUAGUCUAGAGAUGGAAAGCUAGUUUUGGCUUUCAGACAGAAGACACACAGAAAGAGAAAAGCAGAAAGAGAAUAACAAUAGCAUCGAAUGCAGCGAGCCAGGAACCAUGGAUCUGAAAUUCGCUUCAUCAAGAAAAUACAUUUCCAUCAGUGUACCUUCCAAAUCUCAAACUAUGUCUCCUCAUAUCAAAUCAGUGGAUGAUGUCGUAGUUCUUGGCAUGAAUCUCAGCAAAUUUAACAAACCUACUCAAUUUUUCAUCUGUGUUUCUGGAGUUUUUAUGUUUUAUCUAAUCUAUGGAUAUUUACAGGAAUUGAUAUUUUCAGUGGAAGGUUUUAAACCUUUUGGUUGGUACCUCACUUUAGUGCAAUUUGGAUUUUAUUCCAUUUUUGGACUAAUAGAAUUGCAGUUGAUUCAGGACAAAAGGAGAAGAAUACCUGGCAAAACCUACAUGAUAAUAGCAUUUUUGACAGUGGGAACUAUGGGUUUGUCAAAUACCUCUUUAGGAUAUCUGAAUUACCCUACUCAAGUCAUCUUCAAGUGCUGUAAGCUCAUUCCAGUAAUGAUAGGCGGGGUUUUUAUACAAGGAAAACGUUAUAACAUUGUAGAUGUGUCUGCUGCCCUAUGUAUGAGUCUUGGAUUAAUAUGGUUUACUUUAGCUGACAGCACAGUUGCACCGAACUUCAAUUUGACAGGUGUGGUCCUAAUAUCCCUUGCCCUCUGCGCAGAUGCAGUUAUAGGAAAUGUACAGGAAAAAGCUAUGAAGUUGCACAAUGGUUCUAAUUCAGAAAUGGUUUUGUAUUCCUAUUCAAUAGGUUUUGUGUAUAUUUUAUUUGGAUUAACAUGCACUAGUGGAUUAAGCCCUGCAGUAACAUUUUGCUCAAAGCAUCUAGUUCAGACUUACGGUUAUGCAUUCCUUUUCUCCCUGACUGGGUAUUUUGGCAUAUCCUUUGUUCUAGCUUUGAUUAAAAUCUUUGGUGCCCUUCUCGCUGUAACAGUAACAACAGGAAGAAAAGCAAUGACAAUCGUGCUUUCUUUCUUGUUCUUUGCAAAACCAUUUACAUUACAGUACGUGUGGUCAGGCUUACUUGUUGUCCUUGGUAUAUUUCUUAAUGUUUACAGUAAGAAUAUGGAUAAAAUCAAACUGCCUUCACUGCAUGGUCUUUGGAAAAAAACUGUGGAAGAGAGAAAAACAAGGACGUUGUCACAAACUGUAUAGACAGCGGUUUAUGCCUUGUCUAGACUUUGACUUCCUAUUUUAUUGGAACAGUCUUCGACUGAUUCACUUUCCAAAGGGAACAUUAUUAAAACCAAAGGAGCUGAAGGCAUAUUGUCUCCUUGCAGAUUGCUGUAAAUGCACACUUUUGGGAGCCCUUUCUUCAGAGCACUUGAAUUCAUCGUUAAAGGUGUUGUAGGCCAUGGUCAGAUGGCUUUAUCAGGCAAUGAAGGACAGCAGCUCCUGGCAAACUGCUGAGAAGCUGCACUCAAGUGGGACACUGUAGAAGACUAGUUUGGGCAUUUUAAUAAUAUUGGCCAUGUGGCUGAUCUGAGAUUAGUGGUUCUUUGUUAAUUGUCUAGGUGGAGUAAUUUAAAUGUAAUUGUAUUAACUUUUAAUGGAACCUAAUCACCAACUGGUCGACCAAAUUGCGAUUUUAAAGGUGGAAGGUUUAGAACAUGGUAUGUUGUCACUCUUUUACAUUUUAAAUAAAAAUGUUGGGUUUUUUUUUAAUUUAUUGUUUAGAUCAUCACAGAACUUGGUAUUUAUUGUAAUAAUUGAAAUUUUUAUGGAAAUCUUCGUGUCACUCUUUUUGACUAUUGCUUGCAAGUAGCAAAACUGAGACGGAGUUUGUUUAGUCAACACCCACACUUUGGUAAGGGGGGAAAGGGCUUUUUGGCCUGAAUAGGGUGAGAACACAGAAUGAAAAAAAAAUGUGAUUGAAACAGUGGUACAAGAAACUGUUAUUUGCUUAUUCUGUGGUGAAAUACAAAAAUUUUAGUGGCCUAUGGCCCUCUGUAUCGUAGUGGUGUAAAGAGACAUGGAAGUUCUCUUUAAAUUAGUAUAAUCAAAUUGAAAUACUUCAAUUUCAAUAUUGGAGUAAAAAGUAUCAGCAUCUGCUAAUGUGUUUGGAAUAUGUAUUGUGUUUGUGUGGUCUUCUGAUGAAGUGAUGAAGUUAAGAGGAUUAGGGUACAGAUUACAGUUUUCUUUCUUUAAUGCCAGGAGGAGACAGUGUACUACCAGUCUGUCUUCUUCAUCAUGAAUUUAGGAAGACUAAGUCCAUUUAUCUCUCUUAUUUUCAUAUUCAACUUGCUUUAGAAUCAUUUGCCAUCUCUUUCAUUUUAUAUAUUUAACAAAGCACUUUAAAAAUACUAAUCACCUUACAAAUCAUUGUU